AUGAAUUUCGACAAUAAACAGCCCACCGCCAAUGAUAAAGACUACUACUACGCCAGCAAUUUGCCUAGCUAUGGUGUUUCCAAUACAAACGGCAUCACACCACAGCAAAAAGAACAGCAGCAAGUGCAACAACAAAUAGAGAGUAGCCAUGGCAACAGGUAUCCAGGCGUCGUAGGCGCCACACCUCCAGAAGCAAGAGGCAUUCAAGGCUACGAUGCGCAAGGCAACCCCAUCAUCCCUCAGUUUAUCGCACAAAGACAUCAAAUUGAGCAAUCCUUGGGUCCCACAUGUAAAGAUGGUGGCUACCAUGAUUUACGCAUGCAUCUGACGACCUCAUCUUUGUUGUUUGCUAUACUCAUCAUUCCUUAUUGUUGUGGUUUCAGAGGUAAACGAGAGACAGUAUGCAAGAAAUGCAACCAAAAGUUUCCACAAAUUGUACUUCCUAGCGCUUAA
Mucor velutinosus is the source of this 453-nucleotide messenger RNA. RefSeq lists its product as uncharacterized. The transcript has a single exon. The record is from RefSeq and is a predicted model, not a curated record. Lineage: Eukaryota; Fungi; Mucoromycota; Mucoromycetes; Mucorales; Mucoraceae. The coding region runs from base 1 to 453 and encodes 150 amino acids.